Osmerus eperlanus (European smelt) is the source of this 1522-nucleotide messenger RNA. RefSeq names its product COP9 constitutive photomorphogenic homolog subunit 7A (gene cops7a). Lineage: Eukaryota; Metazoa; Chordata; Actinopteri; Osmeriformes; Osmeridae. The coding region runs from base 117 to 923 and encodes 268 amino acids. Gene Ontology annotation, cellular component: COP9 signalosome. The record is from RefSeq and is a predicted model, not a curated record. Gene Ontology annotation, biological process: COP9 signalosome assembly. The transcript is spliced from 8 exons.
CCUGUUCAAGUGUCGCCCAAUGAGAAACGACGUUGCUUUGUUGUCAAACGUGGGAUGACAGCGGAAUUGUGAGCAAUUUUGUACACAGUGUCUCGACUUCAGUGCAUCAAAACAAGAUGGAGGUGGAACAGCUGUUGUCCCUGUCUGGUUCUGCGUUGGCCCAGGCUGUCAGCUCUCUGCUCGAGACGCCAGGCCUCUACGUGUUCUCUGACAUCCUCGAGCUACCCAACGUCAGAGAGCUGGAGACGGGACCACACGCACCGGUCUACCAGCUCCUCAGCCUCUUCGCCUAUGGAACCUACUGCGACUACAAAGAAAGGGCAGCGUCUCUCCCAGAGUUGACCCCCGCACAGAGGAACAAGCUCCGUCACCUUUCCAUCAUUACGCUGGCAUCCAAUCUCAAGUGCCUGCCCUACUCCCUCCUACUCCAGCAGCUGGAGCUGAAGAACGUGCGUGAGCUGGAGGACCUGCUGAUCGAGGCCGUCUACUGUGACAUCAUCCAGGGGAAGCUGGACCAGAGGAACCAGCAGGUGGAGGUGGACUGCAGCGUGGGCCGAGACCUGGGGCCCAACGAGCUGCCCAACAUCGCCAACACGCUGCAGGAGUGGUGUUCGGGGUGUGAAGCAGUCCUUUGUGGGAUUGAGGAGCAAGUUACCAGAGCCAACCAGUACAGAGAGAGCCAGCUAAAAGUCAAAGUUCAGGUGGAAACAGAGGUGUCAAACCUGCAGAAAACAUUAAAGACCAGCUCCGCCUCCCCCUCGUCCGGCCCCGCCCCCGCAGGAGCUGCAUCCAAUCAGGAUGCUGACCAGCCGGCCGAACCCAGAGACCCCGCCUCCUCCCAAGAACCACGGCAACCAGGCAAGAAAAGUUCAAAGGUGAAAGGGCUUCGUGGGAGCGGGAAGAUCUGGUCCAAGUCUAACUGAAGACAGGGGCUCAGGCAGAGCGAGGGCCCGACGAGACCCUCGCUGAACCACCACCCACGGACACCUCGACUCACUGACACACACACACAAACUCAGCAAUGAUUUUGUGACCACCGCACACACACAGAUACGCACAACAACAGACAGAGUUGCACUAGGCACAACAAAUUCAGUCUCUCUCGUGAGAGUUCUCAACUCACUACACACACACACACACACAGGUUUCAGUGAGUCAGGCAGAGCACCAGGAGUGUGACAGACCUGACAGCCGGCAGUUGUACUCAACCAGACAGACUAUCUGCACUGUGUAUAUACACAAACACACCUCUCUCAAACACACACACGGACAGACUCAAAGACAGACAGACACACACACACACACACUCUGCCCCAUGCAGAGUUGCUCUAGCCAGUCUAGACAUUUAGCAACAUGCAGUGAAUCCGAAUAAGUGUAUUUGAUGUGUGUGAGUGUGUGUAUUGUUUUAAACAAUAUUAUUUUGUUUUUUGGGGGGUUAUUUGUUUGUUUUUCUUCUGAGCAUUUAUGUUUAAACAUAAAAUCAGGAAUAAAAGACCCCCUUGUGCUAAUAAUGUAAUAAUAA